Penaeus chinensis is the source of this 1377-nucleotide messenger RNA. Its product is annotated as protein lifeguard 1-like. NCBI's taxonomy places the organism in Eukaryota, Metazoa, Arthropoda, Malacostraca, Decapoda, Penaeidae. The record is from RefSeq and is a predicted model, not a curated record. Gene Ontology annotation, cellular component: membrane. The transcript is spliced from 4 exons. Bases 173 to 871 code for a protein of 232 amino acids.
UCUAAUCUCAGACACUACCUUUAUCUCGAAAUAACGCCAAUCACCUAUAUUUCUCCCAAAACGAGUGUUCCAGAGUCAGUCGACAUUGCGAAGCCCACCUGAACGGAUCCCCGAUUUCUUUAACAGAUUUUUGAGUUGCCGGGGGAAUAACAGGUCUCUAAUCCCGAAGACCAUGGCUGACGUCGAGGCAGACAUGGCCUUUGCCUUCUCGGAGAAGUCCAUUCGGAUGGGCUUCAUAAGGAAAGUGUACGCCAUCUUGUGCACGCAACUUCUGAUCACCUUUGGUCUGGUGGCCAUCUUCGUGUGGGUGCCCGCCGUCAGCAACUACGCCUUAAACAACCAGUGGACGCUCUGGGUCGCCAUAGGCCUGACGUUCACCAUGAUAAUCGCCCUCUCCUGCUGUGGCAACCUGAGGAGGAAAUCGCCGUACAACUUCAUAGCGCUGUUCGUGUUCACCCUCUGCGAGGCGUACUUGCUCGGGAUCGUGAGCGCGUCUUACCAGGGGAAGGAGGUCGCCAUCGCUAUUGUGGCCACGGCGGUGGUGACGCUGGUGCUCACGCUGUUCGCUUUCCAGACCAAAUAUGACUUCACAAUGAUGGGCGGCUUUCUCCUCGUCAGCCUGACCGUCCUCCUGAUAUUUGGCAUCUUAGCAGCCAUUUGGUCCAAUGCGAUCGUCAACAUGGUGUAUGCCUGCCUCGGGGUCCUCCUCUUCAGCUUCUACCUGGUGUUCGAUACGCAGCUCAUCAUUGGAGGGAACCACAAAUUCGCCUAUUCCCCGGAGGAGUACGUGUUCGCGGCCCUCAACUUGUACCUCGAUAUCAUCAACCUCUUCAUGUACAUUCUCGCGAUCAUUGGAGGAUCAAGGGACUAAGGAUAGGAAGAAGGAAGAUAGAUAAAAGGAAGGGAAGGGGGAGGUAGAGAAUGAGGAAGGGGUGAUCUAUGCGUUUUGGUUAGUAACUCUCUAUCAAGGGUUGAUAUGGCACAUCGUCGGAAGGUACAUUUAUUAACAUGAACUGCUGUGCGAUAUUUUGUUUUACGGACGUUAUUUAUGAGGAAUAUGUUUUGAAAAAUAGACUGCAGAAGGGAUAGGCUAAGGUGGAAGUCAGCCAACACGUUUAUCUUGAGCGAGAGAGUUUAUUGAAAAGGAAUCAGCCAUUUAAUCCAUUUAAUUUUAAGAGGUUUUGGAUUGUUUCUCUUGAAAAGAUUUUUCAAAAAAUAAAUGGACACAUGAAUGUAAGUGAUGAAUGCAUGUAUGAUUAUCUGUUUGAUUAUAUAUUUAUGUAUGUACACAUGGACAUCAUUGUCCGUUAUUUUGCCUGUAUGUCUGAGCUUUACUCUUCGCGUAGCGAUGUGCUCGCCAAUAAAACCAUAAAGAUA